Protobothrops mucrosquamatus (brown spotted pit viper) is the source of this 1746-nucleotide messenger RNA. Its product is annotated as major histocompatibility complex class I-related gene protein. The coding region runs from base 39 to 974 and encodes 311 amino acids. NCBI's taxonomy places the organism in Eukaryota, Metazoa, Chordata, Lepidosauria, Squamata, Viperidae. The record is from RefSeq and is a predicted model, not a curated record. The transcript has 7 exons. Gene Ontology annotation, biological process: immune response. Gene Ontology annotation, cellular component: external side of plasma membrane.
CCUCCUCCCAUUCGUUGCGCAUUUUCUACACCCUGGUCAUGGGCUCCAGCCAGGAUGUGCCCCACUACAUUGUGGUGGGAUAUGUGGAUGACCAGCUGGCUGCACAUUUUGACACCCCCACAAGAAGAUUCUUGCCCCAAAUGGCCUGGCUUCAUAAAAUGGAGGACGAGGAGGACUCCCAUUUCUGGGAUCACUCAUCACGGAGAGUGAGCAUCACCGAGAGAGGGUUCAAAACUGACCUUGCCAUCUUGCGCAGCCACCACAACUCCAGCAGAGGAAUUCACAGCUGGCAGCGCGUGAUCGGCUGCGAUCUGAGCAAAGAUGGCCACAAGAGCGGAGUUUACCAGUAUGGCUAUGACGGGGAAGACUUCAUCAGCCUGGAUCAGAAGACCCUCACCUGGACCGCUGUCGACAUCCGCGCUCAGGUGAUCAAGAGAAGGUGGGAAGCUGAACCUUUCCUCACCCAGAGCAGGAAUACCUUUUUGGAACAGGAAUGUAUCAGGCUGCUUCAGAAGUGCAUGAUGUAUGGAAAGGAAUCUCUGCUGAGGAUAGAGCCCCCAGUGGUGAAAGUAACUCGCAGGACCCAGUACAACGGCCUGGAGACGCUCGUCUGCACAGUCUACGGCUUUUAUCCCAAAGAGAUGGAUGCUACCUGGAGGAAAAAUGGGGAAGUCUGGGAACAGGACACCUUCCGGGGUGGUGUUCUUCCAAACUCAGAUGGGACCUACCACGCCUGGCUGAGCAUUGAGGUUGACCCGAAGGAGAGGGACCGCUAUCGGUGCUACGUGGAUCAUGCCGGGUUUCCGGAACCUCUGAUUGUGGCCUGGGAGGAGCCUGACUUUGUGCCCAACAUGGGGCUCGUGGGCGGAGUUGUGGGGGUCAUGGUGACCACAGUCUGCAUUGCUGCUGGAGUGAUUGUCUACAUCAAAAAAUGUGGCAGAAACGCGUACAGACCGGCAUCAGCCAGCAUAUAGGAUUUUGAAAGUCCUCCAGUGAAGAUUUUGUUAUAGAGUGGAAAAGGCAGAAGAUCUACUGGCUUCGAGGGCUGAUUUGCAAUGGAAGAAAGAAAAAAAGAAAAAAGAACGGAAGCAUGGACUGGAUGGGCUAUGGAAGAAUUUUUUGAUGAUAAUCUUAUACGAACGUUUUGAAAGUUUUAUAUUUUUAAAAUUAGUUGAUUUGGAAUUGAUUUUUUGGAUAUAUAUUAUUUGAAUUAAUAAGAGACCAGAUGGUUAUACUAUUAAAAUCUAUUGUAAUAAAAAGAAAAAAUAGAAAGAAAAUUUUACUUAAAAGAUAUGUAUUUGAGAUCAAAAAGAGUUUAAAUGAUUAAUGACAUAUAAUUGUAUUAUUCUAAAGGAUUUAUAUUGUUUUAGAGGAAUUUAAAGAUGGUUUUUAAUGGAUUUUUAGACAUUUGGAUGAUUAAUACUAGAUAUGUACUUGAGAUUAAAAAAAGAGUUUAAAUGAUUAAUGAUAGAUAAUUGUAUUAUUCUAAAGGACUUAUAUUGUUUUAGAGGAAGUUAAAGAUGGUUUUUAAUGGGUUUUCAAGAUAUUUGAAUGACUAAUAGCAGUAUGAUUAGUAGCUAACUUUUUAUUUUUUGCAGAAAUGGCAAAGUUUAAUUUUUAGAUAUUUGGAUUUGGGGAAGAUGGAUAAUUAUAUUUUGAGUUUUGGAGUUAAAAUAAAUUAAUAUUGGUAUGUAUUAUAAUUGGAUUGUUUUACUUAGAUGGGGGUUGUUUAUUUACUCCUGUAUU